This is a messenger RNA of Humulus lupulus (European hop), 998 nucleotides long. RefSeq lists its product as uncharacterized. Gene Ontology annotation, biological process: protein folding in endoplasmic reticulum. The record is from RefSeq and is a predicted model, not a curated record. Gene Ontology annotation, cellular component: EMC complex. The transcript is spliced from 6 exons. Lineage: Eukaryota; Viridiplantae; Streptophyta; Magnoliopsida; Rosales; Cannabaceae. Bases 219 to 761 code for a protein of 180 amino acids.
UUAUAACAAAAGUAACUUCUUUGUGUAGCAAGGAGGAGCAGCCGCUUCAUGACCUCACGACCACUUCUAGGGCAAGUCUCUUUUUCUCUCCAUAAAAUCAGACUUUAAACUUUCCUUUUCUCAUAUCCAUUUUCAAAUAUAAUAUAAUAUUACACACUGAGACUGAGAGAGACUGAGACGAGAAGAAGAAGACGAAGAACCAGAUUAUCUUGGGAGAGAUGGAGAAGGGAAAGGGAGUGAUGGGUGGAGGUCGUAGAUGGGCCGUUGACUUCUCGGACUACUCUAGUUCCCCUUCUUCCCGCGAUAUUCCUGAUCCUCCUGGUUUCUCUCGUGCCUCCCUCGAUCAGGAUGAUUCUGCUGUGAGUCGCCAGAAGAAGGAUGCUGAAGCUACUUGGAAAUCCCAGAAAGCUUGGGAGGUGGCACAGGCUCCCUUUAAAAAUUUGAUGAUGAUGGGAUUCAUGAUGUGGAUGGCUGGAAGUACAGUGCAUUUGUUUAGCAUUGGAAUUACUUUCUCUGCUCUUUGGCAGCCCAUUAGCGCCUUACAGGGCGUGGGAAAGGUUUUUGAGCCGUAUAAAGAUAGCAAGGUUGAUCUUCUUGCUCCUAAGUUGUUGUUCAUUGCCCUUAAUUUGGGAGGUCUAGCUCUAGGUUUUUGGAAGCUUAAUACUCUGGGGUUGCUUCCCACGCAUGCAUCAGACUGGGUUUCAUCCUUAGCCCCUGCUCAGGAGGUUGAGUAUUCAGCUAGUGGCCUUCCUCUACGUUGAUUUUAAUGGUAAUGGUGAUAAAUUUUGAACUCCAUGACUGAAACAUACUGGAGCAGGGGAUAGAUAGACCUUUAGUGUUGUUUACUGGCUGGAUGGUUCCUUGCAGAGCACGGACAUGUGUCACUAUUUAAAAAAAUAUAUAUAUAUUUAAUAAUGAAAGUUUAUCUUAUGUCAAGGAGACUAAUUUUUGUAGUAGACUUGAUAUCUUAUUGGAUAAUGAAGAGGUUUUCUACUUUA